Rubroshorea leprosula is the source of this 3811-nucleotide messenger RNA. Lineage: Eukaryota; Viridiplantae; Streptophyta; Magnoliopsida; Malvales; Dipterocarpaceae. The record is from the annotation of a GenBank genome assembly.
CCCCCGUCACAUUAUUCUCUCCUCUUUUGUGCUGUACAAACUCCAAACAUUUCUCUCUUCCAAACUACUGAAGCGAAUAUGGCUGAUCUUCUUCUUGGUCCUCUUGUGGAUGUCACAACAUCCAAGGUGAUUUCAGUUACUACCGAGCAACUCAACUUAGCAGUGGGAUUCAAGCAGGAGCUCAAGAAGUUCCGUGUCGUGCUGAGAAUGCUAAGGGGUGUGCUGCAAGAUGCUGAGCAGAAGGAGGUGACAGGUCACUUUGAUCUGCAGGAUUGGCUUAAGGAGCUUGGAAAUAUAGUUGAUGAAGCUGACAAUGUGGUAGAUGAGAUUGCAUAUGAACAUCUAAGGUACAAGGUAGCUAGAAAACAAAUGUGGAAAAAGGUCAGCUAUUUCUUUACUCUUCCCAAUCCUUUAGCUUUUCGCUUUAAGAUAGCUAACAGGAUUAAGAAUUUAAAUUCAGACUUAGCUGACCUUAAUGUUUGGGCCACUGGGUUAGGGCUACAAUAUAGACUUGCAAGCAAGCAUCCUGAACAUAUUGAAACCCAACAAACAGAUUCCUCAAUUAGUGAUCCAUCAAAUAUUGUAGGAAGAGAAAAUAAGGUCCUAGAAGUUGUUCAAUCAUUGAUUGACUCAAGUAAUGAUCAACCUCUCCUUGUUGUAUCCAUAGUGGGUAAAAAUGUUGGGAGUAGGGUUCUUGUCACAACUCGAAGUGAAAAAGUAGCUUCCAUAAUGGGAACACUUUCUGAGCACAAGCAUCAUCUCGAGAAGCUAACAGAUGAAGAUUGUUGGUCCAUAAUCAAGCAAAGAGCAUUUGUCGGCUCAUCAUUCCCUCCAGAAUUGGAGAGGAUUGGAAGGGAUAUUGCUAGCAAAUGUAGAGGUUUAGCAUUAGUUGCAAAUGUUAUUGGAAGGAGUUUGUGCAAUAAUAGGAAAAAGGAUGACUGGUUAUCAAUUAAAGAUAAUAGUGAAGAAUGGGGUUCAGUAGAAGAAGCUAAUGGAGUUUUACGUGUGCUACAGUUGAGUUUCAAUCGCUUGCCAACACCUGCUUUGAAACAAUGUUUUGCUUUUAGCUCUAUUUUCCCUAAAGAUUCUGUCAUGGAAAAGGAGAUGUUAAUACAGCUCUGGAUGGCUGAAGGAUUUCUUCAGCCUCUUAGUGAAAGAUACAUGGAGAUGGAGGAUAUUGGUGAUAGGUAUUUUAAUGCAUUGUCAUCAUAUUCUUUAUUUCAAGAUGUUGAAAGAGAUUCUUAUGGGAGCAUUAUUGCUUGCAAAAUGCAUGAUUUAGUUCAUGAUCUUGCACAAUUUGUUUCAAAGUCCCAAACUUUGAUUUUGGAAGAUGGCAGCGGAAGGAAUAAUCCUGCAGACAUUCGACAUUUAAAUGUCAUUUCUGAUAAGGGUAUGGCAGCAACAAAAUUUGGGGAUGCCACUAAAAAAUUGCACACUUUGUUUUCACAAGUUGAUGUCUUUCACAGUAUGUCCAUGAACUUGAGAAAGGUGCGGGUUCUUAGUUUUUGCGGUGCUAAUAUUGAUCAGUUGCCAGCUUUUUUGGGGAAAAUGAAGCAUUUAAGGUUCUUGGAUGUUUCAAGAACUAAAAUCAAAGAACUUCCCAAAUUCAUCACCAAGUUCUAUCAUUUGCAGACAUUUAGAUUUAUGGAUUGUAACUAUCUCAAAGGGCCUUUGGAAGGUAUAUGGGAAUUAGGCCAUUUGAGACACAUCUAUUUCAAUGAUGAAGAGCUUAUGCCAGCUAGGAUUGGUGGACUAACUUGUUUGAAAACAUUACAAUUAUUUGUUGUGGGCCGACAAAAGGGACGUCAAAUUGAAGAAUUGAGAUGUUUAAGCCAACUCAGGGGAAAAUUAAAGAUUUGUAAUUUGCAUAUGGUUAAAGACAGAGAUGAAGCCAUGGGAGCAAGACUUUCUGAAAAGGCUACAAUUCAAGAGUUGCAUUUGGUGUUUGGUUGGAAAUCCUAUGGUAGUGAAGAUAGAUGCAAACAUGAUGAAGAUAUCUUGGAAGGCCUCCAACCUCAUUCAAAUUUGAAAGGCUUAAUUGUUGAAUACUAUUGUGGUAAAAGUUGUUCUUCAUGGAUGUUAGAAAUAGAAAAUUCAAUGUCAGAAAGAGUGAAUUUUCUUAAAAAUCUGAUGUUCAUGGCUUUUUAUGAAUGUCCUUUGUUGAAAAGCAUUCCAUCACUUUCACUUAGCGAUGAGGCAAAGGUAGAAAUUAAAAAUUGCAAGAAUUUGAAAAGCAUUACAUAUUUGUCCCUUCAGAAACUCAUCAUUGUGAAAUGUGAAGAACUAGUUGAGGUAGGGGUUGGACCAGUUGCCAUGAAGUCUCUCAAAGAAGUACAUAUAGAGAGUUGUGGUAAAUUGGAAAAUCUUUCGAUGAUUAGUAAAUUACAAUCUCUUGAGGUACUUGAACUUCAGCAAUGCACGGAAUUGAGGAUGAUUGGAGAUGACGCUCGAUUUACAUCCACGUGUCUACAAGAGUUAAAUAUUCAGAAUUGUCAUAGCCUGAUGUCCAUGCCCAGUGUAGAUGGGCUGUCCUCUCUUCAAAAAAUUGAAAUAGGCUACUGUGAGCAAUUGAAAAGCAUAGGAGAGGAUUUAUCUAUUGCCACGUGUCUCAAAGAGUUGACUGUAUGGGAGUGCAAUGGUUUGAUGUCCUUUCCGAACCUCCAUGGGCUGUCCUCUCUUCAAAACAUUGAAAUAGUCUUUUGUAGGCAAUUGAAAAGCAUAGGAGAGGAUUUAUCUACUGCCACGUGUCUCAAAGAGUUGAUUAUAAUAGGGUGCCACGGUUUGAUGUCCGUUCCGAGCCUCCAUGGGCUUUCAUCUCUUCAAACUUUAUUCAUAGUGGGUUGUCGUGGAUUAAGAAGUUUGCCAAGUGGGUUGCCAUCAUGGACUGCUCUUGAGGAAUUGCGUAUCUCGUACUGUUAUGAUCUAAUCUCUAUUCCAGAUGAUUUGAGGAGCAUCCCUAACCCUGCCUGCCUUGCUCGCCUGAAGAAGCUGACUAUUGGUGGUUUCUCAACAGAGCUCAAGGAAUUUCCAGAUCUGGGCUUCAUCGGAUCUCAUCUUGACAAAUUGGAUUUGAUUGCAUGGGGAGAACCAGGAGAACGUCUGCUGGAUCAAAUUCAACACCUAACUGCCCUUAAGUCUCUCGGAAUAAGCGAUUUUGAUGGACUGGAAGCUUUGCCAAAUUGCCUUCUUAUUUAUGGAUGCCCUGAGUUAAAGGAAAGAUGCACCAGAGGAAGUGGUUUCGAGUGGGACUGCAUCUCUCACAUUCGAAACAUCAAAAUAGACGACAGAUGGAUCCAAGGAGCUCCCAUUAAGGAUGAUGAUAAUGAGCAGCUGGUUGAUGAUAGUGAGCAGCAAGAUGAUGAUAGUGAGCAAUUACCAGUGCGGGCUACAGGGUUGAGACACUUCAUUUGUUGCAGAAACUAAUAAAAUAGAAAGAUGAAAACAAGAUUCAGAGCUAGGCAUAAAAGAGGAUACAAUUUUAAAAAAUGAAGUUGCUCAGACAAGUAUUGUGAAUGCUUGCAAGCCUGUCAAAUGUCAAUUAUGUCAUUCUGUAUAAGAUUUACUUAUCUGAUGUGUAGAUAACGUAUGUUGUGUAUAAAGGCUGAAUCAUUUUGCAGGCCUUUGGUUCUUCAAAUUAACCUGCAAGCAAUCAAUCUCUAAAACCUUAUGUGAUGUUGGUGACACCUUGCUAAAAAGGCAAGGAGCCAAGCACAACAAUCAUCUCAAAAACCGUGGAGACCUUUUGGAUUUUUAUAAGAUCCAUACAUCAAUUCAGGCAAGCUGUGCUUCUUCAUAAAUAUUUCUUUCAAAA